AUGGAUCGACGGACAUUUUCUUUUUUCUUUCUUUUUUUUUUCUAUCUAUCUAUCUAUCUAUCUAUCUAUCUAUUUCAGUCUGUUCGUAUCUAUCUAUCACAUUCUCUUCAUAUCUUUUUUAAUCAGAUAUUUCUCAGCCUAUUCCAUCUAUCUAUUACAGACCAGACUUUUCUUCCUUUCUUUCUCUAUCUAUCUAUCUAUCUAUCUAUCUAUCUAUCUAUCUAUCUAUCUAUCUAUCUAUCUAUCAUAUUCUCUUCGCCUAUUAUCUAUUUCUUAAUCUAUCCCAUCUAUCUAUUCCAAACUAGAUUUCUUUCUUUCUUUCUUUCAUUCUUUCUUUCUUUCAUUCUUUCUUUCUUUCUUUCAUUCUUUCUUUCUUUCUUUCUUUCUUUCUAUCUUUCUUUCUUUCUCAUACGGUUCAUUAUCUAUCUAUCUAUCUAUCUAUCUAUCUAUCUAUCUAUCUAUCUAUCUAUCUAUUUCAGUCUCCUAUUCCAUCUAUCUAUCCCAGACCAGACUUUUCUUCCUUUCUUUCUUUCUUUAUCUAUCUAUCUAUCUAUCUAUCUAUCUAUCUAUCUAUCUAUCUAUCUAUCUAUCUAUCAUAUUCUCUUAUCUAUUAUCAAUUUCUUAAUCUAUCCCAUCUAUCUAUUCCAAACUAGAUUUCUUUCUUUCUUUCUUUCUUCCAUUAUUUCUUUCUUUCUUUCUCAGACGGUUCAUUAUCUAUCUAUCUAUCUAUCUAUCUAUCUAUCUAUCUAUCUAUCUAUCUAUCUAUCUAUCACAAUUUCUUCAUAUCUUUUCAUUCAUCUUUUUCUCAGUCUAUUCCAUCUAUCUAUCCCAAACCAGACUUUUUUCUUUCUUUUUCCUAUCUAUCUAUCUAUCUAUCUAUCUAUCUAUCUAUCUAUCUAUCUAUCUAUCAUGGAAAACAACGAUGAUAACGUUUUUUUAUUUAUCUAUUUAUCUAUCUAUCUAUCUAUCUAUCUAUCUAUCUAUCUAUCUAUCUAUCAGUCAAUCUAUCUAUCUAUCUAUCUAUCUAUCUAUCUAUCUAUCUAUCUAUCUAUCAGUCACUUUUUUUAUUUACCUAUCUCAUUGUUGUUGAUAUUAUUAUCAUUAUUAAUUGUUUGUUUCAUUUCUUGUUUCCUUCGUUCUCUUCUUUUUCUUUUUGCCCUCUUUUAUUCGCCCUCGUCUUUCCCUACUUUUACGUCUUUUUUUUUUAAUUUCUAUAUUUUUUCCUUUCUUUCUUUCUUUCUUGACUACGUGUUAUCUUCAUCUUUGCAUAUCUCUCUCUCUCUCUCUCUCUUUCACACACGCACACACACACACUUUCUUUCCCUUUCAAUUUUCUUUUCUGUCUCUUUUGCUGGAUUCUAUAUUUUCACCCCUCCUCCUCCUUGUUUAAAAGUGAUUAUUCUCUCUCCUCCGUUCCUCUUUUAUAUCUUCCAUCUUUUCUUUCUGUCCGCUUUUGUCCUUCCGGGUUUUGUUUACAAUGCUUUGUUCCAAUGUUCCUGCCGACCCCCCACCCACACACCAUAUUCUUACCUUCCCCGACAUCCUCCUAACCAAACUUUAUCCUUUUUUUCUCUUUUUGCCACUGUCAAAACCGACAUCCAAAAGACGAAGGUAUCUGCAAAAAACCUUUGA
Molecule: messenger RNA, 1632 nt
Organism: Acanthosepion pharaonis
Lineage: Eukaryota; Metazoa; Mollusca; Cephalopoda; Sepiida; Sepiidae
Source: the annotation of a GenBank genome assembly